UAGCCCAUAAAUUGCAAGUAGUGAGCCCAAUCUAUGCAUACCGAAAUCUUCCAAUAAGAUCAUGCCACGUACAACGUAUACGUGUUUGACCCAAUUACAAGCUAGCCAGUGACGCGUCCAUAAUGGGACUGACAAUUAGUAGUAUAUCUUAUUUAUAAUAAAUAUUGGGAAUUUAGAAAACCAUAAAAAAAUAGAUAAAGAGGAGGAGAUCGGUGUUUAAUUGCCUCGCCGGAGCAAAAUAGCCUGAAUCUAUUCUUCGGAUUUCACCGGAUAUCCAUCGUUUCUCACCGUAAGAAUGACAACUUCAAGGAGAGUUGCUGAGAGGAAGGUGGAGAGGUUUGAGAAGAAUAUAACAAAGAGAGGUUCAGUACCUGAGACGACAACUGACUUAUUCCCAGUUGGCCCUGUCUUGCUUGGCUUCUUCAUUUUUGUUGUCAUUGGUUCAUCUCUAUUCCAGAUAAUCAGGACGGCUACAAGUGGAGGAGGGAUGGCUUAAUUAACCCAACCCCCCACAUCAUCUACUCUUUCUCUCUUUUUGUUCACUCAAAUUAAUUUCUCCUGCACACACACAAUGUACUCCUAUAUUUUCAAAUAAAUUAUCUUCCCCAAUACCCUUCUUUUCUUGCAAUUUCUUUAAUAUAAUCUUUGCCUUAAUUACACACUAUUUAUUAUACAUACUUUCCGAAUGCUGUGAAAUAUAUCUAUCUGUAGUCUGU
Messenger RNA from Erythranthe guttata (spotted monkey flower), 716 nucleotides. The record is from RefSeq and is a predicted model, not a curated record. Lineage: Eukaryota; Viridiplantae; Streptophyta; Magnoliopsida; Lamiales; Phrymaceae.